GCUUCUUUCUUCUGCUCAGGCUUGUAUCAGAUCUCGCAGAACAAGGUGGCAGUGCUGCUCCUGGCUGGAGGGCAAGGAACCCGCCUGGGAGUGAGCUAUCCCAAGGGCAUGUACAACGUGGGGUUGCCCAGUGGCAAGAACUUGUAUCAGAUCCAGGCAGAAAGAAUCCGCAAAGUGGAGCAGCUUGCUGGCCAGAGACAUCACUGCAAGUGUGCCGUUCCCUGGUACAUCAUGACAAGUGAGUUCACAUUGGGGCCAACAGAAGAGUUUUUUGUACAACACAACUACUUCAACUUGGAUAGAUCCAACGUGAUCAUGUUUGAACAGAGAAUGCUGCCUGCUGUCACCUUUGAUGGGAAGGCCAUCUUGGAGGAGAAGGGGAAAAUUGCUAUGGCUCCAGAUGGCAAUGGUGGCUUAUACCGUGCUUUGGUGGAUAAUAAGAUCUUGGAUGACAUGAAGCAGCGUGGAAUCCAGUAUGUCCACGUAUAUUGUGUGGACAAUAUCCUCGUGAAAAUGGCAGAUCCAGUCUUCAUAGGUUUCUGUGUUUCCAAAGGGGCAGACUGCGGUGCAAAGGUGGUGGAGAAGGCCUACCCCACGGAGCCCGUUGGGGUGGUGUGCUGUGUGGAUGGGGUGUACCAGGUGGUGGAGUACAGUGAGAUUAGCCCGGAGACUGUGCAGCAGCAGCGCCCUGAGGGGGGACUGAUGUUCAGCGCUGGCAACAUCUGCAACCACUUCUUCACUGUUGAUUUCCUGGAAAUAGUGGCCCAGAAAUGUGAGCCGCAGCUGAAGCAUCACGUAGCCAUAAAGAAGGUGCCCUACAUUGACAAGGAGGGAAAUCUGGUAAAACCACUAAAACCGAACGGGAUAAAGCUGGAGAAGUUUGUGUUUGAUGUGUUCCAGUUCUCUAAGAAUUUUGUGGCAUUUGAAGUUUUGAGAGAAGAAGAGUUCUCGCCACUAAAAAAUGCAGACACGGCUGACAAAGACACUCCUACCACUGCUCGGCAAGCCCUUCUGGCCCAGCAUUACCGCUGGGCUCUCAAGGCUGGGGCCAGAUUUGUGGAUGAAAAUGGUUGCAGGAUACCAGAGAAACUCAGUCUCUCAGGAAGUGAAGAUCCUCCAGCUGUGUGUGAGAUUUCUCCAUUAGUGUCUUACUUUGGAGAGGGUCUGGAGGUGUACAUGAAGAACAAAGACUUCCCUUCUCCCUUUGUACUCGAUGAAACCAAGGUGGAAAUGCUUGAAAAUUCUUGAAGAGGGAAGCCUUUCCCCCUCAUCAGAUAUCCGUUUUUCAGAGCCAUUAUGAGAACUGACAUUACUAAAAUGUCAGCUAUGAAGUGCAUUAUAAAAAAAAAAAUCGCUUUGCAGUGUCUGAUUGAUGCCAAAUCCUUGCAGCAGUUGUGUUUACACACAUAUUCAUGCUUCCCAGUUCUGUUUGGUAACUUUGAAAGCUGGGCCUCUUACCUCAGUUUUGUAAACUUGGAUGUGAGUGACGAUUAACACCUUUCAGGUGUUAAACAUAUCUUAUAUUUCUUAUUUGCUGGGCACAUGAAUAUGGAAAAGAGCCAGCCAGGGCCUAAUAAAUCAGCUUUGCUUCCAAGAAGAUUAAAUCUCUUCAGUGCAUUGUUAGGUUUUUUGUUUGUGCUGGUGUGGUUGGUUUUUUGUUUUGGUUUUGUUUCUAAAUUAUGUGCACAGCUGCAAUCAGUUUGAGGCCCCAUCCUGAAAAGUUAGGAAGGACUGUGGGUAGAGGCCUUUCUCUGCAGUGAUACAUCUUUUCCCUAAUCCUGUGAUGAUCAGAAGAUCCAAUUCAGCAGCUGCAUUCUCUAAGCAGAUCAUACAGAGUCUGCUGUAUGUAGGGAUGUUGCUGUGCCUAAGCAUUGCUUGAGGUUUGGAUUCCAAAACAGUCAGACUAGUUUUGUACCUGGGCUUGCUGAUGUCUUGCUUGGACUGAUUGCUUCCGACAGCUUGUAGUGACCUGGGUUUUUUUUAAUUAAAAAAAAAAAAAAGUUGAUGAGAAUUUUUUUUCACAACCCUCUGCUCUUCCUAGCUAUAACAAACAUUUGUUUUCCUUUGCAUUUCCUGUUUAAUGUAUACCAUAUCCUGAGACGGGGCUCUCUCAGUAGUAAAAGGAACAAAUCCCGAUGGUAGAAUUUAAUGCUUACCCACAAAAAAAAAAAGGCUUACUCUCAGCAUCACCAGGGCACACAGUAAAACACCAGCCUUGCUUCUGCAUUUUCUGCCCAGGGGGUUUUCCAGCACUCUUUCACUUAGGAAAUAAUUCCUUAGAUGCCUUCCUUUUAAGUACAUUACUAAACAUCAUGUAAAGAUGAGUGUUAGCUAAUGAAGGAUGUUAAUUGUCAGAACAUAUGUAGCAUGUGAACUCAGUCCUGGCCAAGGGAUCCCAGGAUGGCCGUGAUCCACCAGUGAUUGUUCCUGUUCAGCCUUUGGACGCUGUCCCGGGAAGCUCAUGCUCACCUGCUGCAGAACCUGCGCUGAGCAAACCUGAGUCAUUUCAGCCUUGGUGAGGGUGGUGGCUGGUCUUUGCUUCAGGAGCACUCUAUACGUUUCCACUAAACCUGGUGCUAGGAAAGGUAGUGAGGAAGAUGUUUCAUCUGCAAUGUUAUUUAGUGCAUCAGCUUCUACUAAGGAAUUGCUGAUGAUAUUUCAUUAAGCAUAAAUAACUUCCAUGGCUUUCUGCAAUUCCUGAUGUGAAGCUCUAUUCAGAAUGUUGGGUAAGUAUAAAAAUGGCUUUGAGAAUAAAUACAGUUUGUAAGUAGGCUCAAGUUUUCCAAAGAAAGCAUCUAAAUGUUAAUAUCAGAGUUUUUGGUUAUAAAGUGUUUCUGCGUGAACUUGAGUAACGAGCCUUUCACACAUGCAGACCAGCUAAUGACAGUUCUAAUUACCUCAGCUGGCAUGUGCAGCCAGUAAUUCUCAUUUAGUAUAAAUGAAGCAUUUGUCAUGACACUCAGUUCUGUAGUCUUUUUGCACAGUGUUUCUGUGGUACAUUCCUUUCCUGUCAGUCAAGUUUUAUGUCCGAGAAGAAGUUGUGUUGUAUCUUUGUGAGUAUUGCUCAGCAAUUCUGGCACACGCUUGUUUUACGCUGCACUGUGCUAUAAAGAUUUCUUUUGCUCUUCAUAAAGUACUUUCUCUUUUGAAGCUUCACUUCCUGUGUACACAGAGCUGCUGAUACGGUUUUCAAGGUUGUUUUCAAGGAAAAGCUGUAUUAGAAUGUUGAAGGCUUUGUCUGUUGGGCUUUUUUUUUUUCUCUGUGACUCUUCACAUUUUAAACUGGAACAUAGAAAGAAUUUUGAGAGAACUUUUAAAAAAAGAAAUCUGUCCAGUAUGUAACAAAGUCUUUGUAUGCAUUAUAAAAUGAAAAAAGUACCCAAAACAAAGGGAAGUCCUGUAGUACUUCAGAAACUUCUGGACAUCUAAGCAUUUUUACAAUAAAGAUGUUACUGUGA
Manacus vitellinus (golden-collared manakin) is the source of this 3458-nucleotide messenger RNA. It is a transcript of the gene UAP1L1, whose product is annotated as UDP-N-acetylglucosamine pyrophosphorylase 1 like 1. Gene Ontology annotation, biological process: UDP-N-acetylglucosamine biosynthetic process. The transcript is spliced from 8 exons. The record is from RefSeq and is a predicted model, not a curated record. NCBI's taxonomy places the organism in Eukaryota, Metazoa, Chordata, Aves, Passeriformes, Pipridae. Gene Ontology annotation, molecular function: UDP-N-acetylglucosamine diphosphorylase activity. The coding region runs from base 109 to 1248 and encodes 379 amino acids.